AUGGCUCCAGCUGACAACCCCAAAGUCACAUUCAGUCUUGCCCAAGCCGAAGCUGUCAGGGCGGCCAUAGAGCACUGGAGCGAGCGGAAGCUGGAAGGCCCUGCGCUUGCCUCAGAAGUUCUCUUGACCCUCAGAGUCGAGAAUCACUCUUUCCAAUGGCAGCGCUUUGCAAAGUAUGCCUUUCGCCUGGUCCUCAUCAGCCUUGCUAUCGCCCUAGUCACCCUUUUGUGCGACAUCAGGUUAAUUCUAUUCAUUAAACACGUCUUGGCGCCGUCAGCAUGGCUGCGCAGCAUCUUGCCGGCCCUCGGCGCCGUUGUGGUCCACGUAUGGGGUUGCCGGCGUCAGGUCGAAUAUCCGCUGCAGGUGUGGACGAACGAGGCUGUGCACGGGCUCGGGGGCCUUCUAUUCGGCCUGUCCGCGCAGCAGUUUCUUGAGGCACUCGAUGCCGUGUACCCGUUCGAGGAGGAUCGGCUACAUUGGGUGCUGUUGCUGCUAGUUGGAAUAUACAGCGUCACGGGGGUUGUUGCCGCCUCGAAUUUCAUAUGGUCGUGCGGCAUCAUCAUUACCGGGUUUUGGUUCGCUGCUAUCACAGCCUACCUGUCCGGUUCCGAUGAUUACUUCUUGGGAAUGAGCCAUCCUUUGCGCUUUGUGCUUUUCGGACUGGUCAUCAUUAGGAGCGCGUACGCCAUGCGCCUCUGGGACCCGACGGCCGCGCUGUGGCGAACCACCUGGAUCUGGGGUCUGCUGUGCUUUUUUAACGCGCUGUGGCUUCUCUCGGUUAUCGGAAACGACUAUGACUUCUGGCGAAGUAAAAGCAUCAAGACAACUCUCGCCUGGUCUGCUGUCUCUGCCUUGGCGGCCGGCUGCUGUGUUAUACACGGACUGCGCUACCGGGACGGCACAGUGAAGGGCUUCGGGUUGACCUUCCUGGGCAUCAACUUUUUCACCAAAUUCUGCGAAAUUCUCUUUGAUAUCUUGAAUACCCCGGUAUUCUUUGCGAUUUUGGCUGGGUUCUUAGUAGGUACCGGUCGGUACGCUGAGAAUAUAUGGAACAUGCAGUUGGCGUUCUGA
Neoarthrinium moseri is the source of this 1071-nucleotide messenger RNA. RefSeq lists its product as uncharacterized. The record is from RefSeq and is a predicted model, not a curated record. The coding region runs from base 1 to 1071 and encodes 356 amino acids. NCBI's taxonomy places the organism in Eukaryota, Fungi, Ascomycota, Sordariomycetes, Amphisphaeriales, Apiosporaceae. The transcript has a single exon.